Cottoperca gobio is the source of this 2842-nucleotide messenger RNA. It is a transcript of the gene htr7c, whose product is annotated as 5-hydroxytryptamine (serotonin) receptor 7c. The record is from RefSeq and is a predicted model, not a curated record. Bases 310 to 1515 code for a protein of 401 amino acids. Gene Ontology annotation, cellular component: plasma membrane. Lineage: Eukaryota; Metazoa; Chordata; Actinopteri; Perciformes; Bovichtidae. Gene Ontology annotation, biological process: positive regulation of MAPK cascade; circadian rhythm; chemical synaptic transmission. Gene Ontology annotation, molecular function: G protein-coupled serotonin receptor activity. The transcript is spliced from 2 exons.
AGCACUCCAAGAGCAGCUAUGUUUAGAUUCUGUAACUUUUAGUUUUUUUACAUUUGUAUAGUUUUGGAGUAGAAGUUUUUUUCCCCCUGUACGGAUGGAGCAUGAACAUCAGACGGAUAAUUCUUAAACAGAAACCAGCCAGGAAGCCCAGUGAGUUGUUGGCAGCUGUGAUGUGGUGAAGCUGCAACAGCCUCCAUCUAAAACCGCUGGACAGGCACCGAGAACAGGUUACUCAUAUCCAAAUAUGCGCGUAAUUGGAGUGCACUGGCGAGGCGUUCCUUGCAACCCAUCCGAGAUAACGUUGUCGUGAUGUUCAAUACUUCGGGAAUUGAGCUCACUUUUAACAAGAAAGAGGAUAUUUCCGAAGUUAUCAAUGGCACUCUGGAGCUUCUGUACAACGUCCUCGUCACCGCCAGUCCCACAGCCAUGUGGAACGAGUCGUGCGGGGAGCAGCUGCAGGAUUUCGGGCGCCCGGAGAAGAUCAUCAUCGGGGUGAUGUUGGCGAUCAUCACGGCGGUCACCGUCAUGGGGAACACGCUGGUGGUGAUCGCGGUGAGCGUGGUGAAGAAACUAAGGCAACCUUCAAACUACCUUCUUGUGUCUCUAGCAGUGGCGGACCUGUCAGUGGCCAUAGUUGUGAUGCCGUUUGUAAUAGUGACAGACCUCACCGGGGGCGAGUGGCUUUUUGGAGAGGUGUUCUGCAACAUCUUCAUCGGUAUGGAUGUAAUGUGCUGCACUGCCUCCAUCAUGACCCUGUGCGUGAUCAGCGUCGAUAGAUAUCUGGGGAUCACACGGCCUCUCACCUACCCGGCCCGGCAGAACGGUCAGCUGAUGGCGAAGAUGAUCCUGGGCGUGUGGCUGGUGUCAGCAUCCAUCACCCUGCCUCCUUUCUGCGGCUGGGCCAAAAACGUCCACACAGCCGGUGUGUGCCUCAUUAGCCAAGACAUUGGCUAUACCAUCUACUCCACAGCUGUAGCCUUCUACAUCCCUAUGCUGGUCAUGCUGGUCAUGUACUACAAGAUCUUCAGGGCAGCUCGCAAGAGUGGCGCCAAGCACCGCUUCACUGACAUUUCGCGCCGUGAGCGCCUCAGUACAGUGAAUAAUGAGGCGCUGAGAAUGCAGGGCCUGAAGCCGCCCGGCGUGGCGGAGGAGUGCGUGGCCUUGUCCCGCCUGCUGAAUCGUGAGCGCAGAAACAUCUCCAUCUUCAAGCGGGAGCAGAAAGCGGCGACAACGCUGGGGGUGAUCGUGGGGGUCUUCGGCGUGUGCUGGCUGCCCUUCUUCAUCCUCUCCACUGCCAGGCCCUUUAUCUGUGGAGUGGAGUGUAGCUGUGUGCCCAUCUGGCUGGAGCGCACGCUGCUCUGGUUAGGCUACGCCAACUCCUUAAUGAACCCCUUCAUCUACGCCUUCUUCAACCGAGACCUGCGCUCCACUUACCGUGACCUUCUCCGCUGUCGCUACCGAAACAUCAACCGCCGACUGUCUGCUGUGGGCGUGCACGAGGCUCUCAAGGUUUAAAGCAGGGUGCUUCAGCAGCAUAUUUACACUCCCAAAAAAGUGAGGUUAGGCGGCCCUGUGAUUGUACAACUGGUGCUUAAAGGGCGACAUGUACACAGCAGGAGAAGAUAAGACAAAGACUGACAGAGUAGGAGUCACUGUAGCUGGCUCUCCGGCCCCUCAGCGAAGGCAGAGAGACGGCACGAUCUCAUCGUUGUGUGUGUGUGUGUGUGUGUGUGUGUGUGUGUGAGUCUAUUUUGGGAAAGAAAAUCAUAGAGCGCACUUGAUGGGCUAUUCAAGUCGACACAGUUUUUGUGCAUAUGCCACAAUUCUGUCCUGGCGCCGGAUUCACGGAAAGGAUAAUGUAGUGACAAAUGAAAAUGACUUGUAAACACAAUCAAUCAUCCUAGGGCUUUCAGAGGGAACAGAAAGCACACAGAUCUCUGUAUAUUAACACAAUUGAUGUUUGAUAAAGAAAAACCAUUUGUUUUAGUGGCAGUGUCUUCUGAACAUCUUCAUCCAAACAUUCAUGUCAAACCGAGAGUAAACACUUUGAGGCGUACUGCGCUCUGUGCCAGGAUUAAUUAUUAUUUAUAUCACUUUAUCUCCAGUCACAUUUGGUCCUCUCACUAAAUUUAACAGGCGCACUUUGAAUGCUUCACAAAGACACGUGGCGAUGCCAAAUGCGUGGAGGUGUGUGAAGAAAAUGGUGUUAAAACGCAACAUGAAGGAAACAUUUCCCAUUCAUGAAAUCUCAGUAUUUGUUGCUAAUAAAAUAAACUGAACGUAGUUUGUUUAGAGUCUGCAUGAAACAUAAUCGUCUUACAUGCCACUGUACAAAUACAUCAUCAGAUUUUGAAUAGAGAAGGACGAGUCACCCAAACACUUUAUCGCACACAUGAACUCGAUGCUGUAAAUGUCAGAAACCAUGAAACUGUGGACGUCUUUGUGCGGUUUCAAUCCACAUUUGGCUGCUGGCCUUGUUGGUUUGAACAGCGAACUAAUCCCGUUGAACUCUGCAGCUUCACUUUUGACACAAUUGACAUGUUCUUCAGACUCAUUUGAACUCUUUGGCGACCUGUACGAACCCGUGUCACAUGUUAUCAGUCGAGCAGUGUGUGCUUUUUCUACCUCAACUUUUGAGAUGUCUGUGCAUUUCCUUCAAACAGAUGUACCGCCGUCUUGCAUCAUUUUGUAAUUAACUGCUAUUUUAUAUCGUGUAAGAUCAAUCCGUCUACAACUGCUCUGUGAUUGCUCUGUGUGACCUCUUUGUCGUUACCUUCAGGAACAAGCUGUGGGAGUGGCAAAGCAUUUCAUCACUUUGUAAAUAAAGAAACACUUGGUUAAA